This is a messenger RNA of Galendromus occidentalis (western predatory mite), 2898 nucleotides long. Its product is annotated as bromodomain-containing protein 4-like. NCBI's taxonomy places the organism in Eukaryota, Metazoa, Arthropoda, Arachnida, Mesostigmata, Phytoseiidae. The record is from RefSeq and is a predicted model, not a curated record.
AUGCUUUCCCAUCACUCAGAAGUAGCUUUAACGAGCGCGAAUGAAGGAUUAUUGAUUCUCGACGAAAAUCUCGAGCUUUCGGUGAACUAUGCGGCCGAGGUGAAUGCUGACGACGGCCUGCUACUCGUGGCUCUCUUAGGGUGUGCUCUGGGAGACACUGUCAUUCCCGACGAUGUGGAAGUCGUAACGUCUACCUCAGUAUCGGUGCGAGUGUCUACCUCUGAAGACCACGUGCCCAGAGAAUCGACCAUCAAUCAAAUCGUGGACAAGGAAGAAGAAACUUCGAAGGUUGAUUCUACCAAGAAAGACGUCACGGUCAAAGAAGAUCAAAAAUCGAGUCACCAGGGACAGACUAUCACCGUGAAGGCGACGACCGAGUCACCGAAAUACAGAGUCCGUCAGAAGGGUACGUCCCCCGCCACAGCUGCCACUGUCGGCGAGACCACCACCACCACAACGACUCCCGCGCCCUCCACUGAAGCGCCCAAGGAGCCUCCCCGACGCAAACGGAAGAGACCCGCCGGCUAUCGCAGACCCGAAGGGGCUCCCCUCCGCAAACGGCCUGAAGAAGAGCGGAGGCAACCACCUGCUCGUCCUCAUCCUGUGUUUCCACAAGCUGUUCUCCCUCACGCAGCUCUUCCCCAACAUUUCGACCUGCAUAGGCAUCAACUGCCGACGGGCCGCCCUCAAUAUCAGUCGCCUCCUCCAAGGAUUCCAGAGCCGCUGCCCCCUGUCCAAGCGCCGCAACAGCCGAUCAGGAGAAUACCUUUGCCGCCUCCUCCCCCGCCACCAUCCGAGAAAACCGCAGGCGUACAUCAUCCCCAAGUGAGACCCCGUCCCGUGGUGUUCGAACCGCAACUCCACCACGCCCUUCCCUUGCCAGUACCCCAAGCGCAUCACCGUCCUGCGCCCCAGCCCGUCACGGUUCCCUCGUCCACGACUGAGUCCCAUCCCCCGCCGCCCGAGACGUCCACGAGCGUCGCACCCGAGGUGUCUAGCACCAAGAAACCUCUGAAGCUGAAGAAGCAUCGUGCGCCUGACGCUCAGAAACGGCCUCAGCCAACACAAAUUACCCUGCCGCCUCCCACCAAGUCGAAGGUCAGCACGACCACCGCAAAAUCCUCGUUCCUCUCGUACUUCUCGUUCGGGAAGAAAGACGAGAAGCUCGAAGUCGCAUCGACGCCCCUCCCUCCCGUGUCAGUUCCGCUCCCAGCCCCGGCCCCGGUGCAGCCCGUGCAUUCCGCGCAUCCCGCGUCGGUCCAGGGCUCCCUCGCCCCCCAGGUCCGUCCCCAUUAUCAGGCCGAGCCCUUCCAGCCAGGUCCCGUGGAGCUUUCUUUCAGAGAGUCGGUGAAACAACAGAAGUUCCCCAAGACAACCAAGACUCACAAACCCCAGAAGAACACGAAGAAGCACUUCCGCGACGACUAUCCCAUCCCACCAGUGGUUCCUAUCCCUCCCCCGAGAUACGAUGAGCCAUACCGUCCGUUGGAGAGCUCUCAGCCCCAGAAAUCGGCCCCCGUGCAGACGUCCUACACCGCGCCCCCUCCCACCCCCAAGCGAACCUAACAGACGACUUACGCGGCCCCGGUAGAGACUCAGAAGCCUCACCACCACGCUCCGAACUACACCCCACCCCCGUCAUCGCAGCCACAAUUCAUUUUCGGCUACCCACAGGAGCCUCAGUCUUACCAGCCCGCUUACCAACAAGUCCAGCCCCCCAGUCAACAAUACUCGCAACCGAUCUAUGGCCAAGCUCCGCCGCAAGCAUACCAGCAUCCUUACCAAUCUUACCAAGGACAUCAACAUAGCCACGGUGCUCCUCAACAAGAACAAGUUUACCACCAACAGCAGACAUCUCACCAACAGACCUAUCAGAGCGAGCCGCAGAGCCACCAUCAAGGACAAUAUCAGCCAAGCGAGUCUCAGCAGAAUCCACCGCAGACUUCCCAACAAGACCGAGCCCAGAACAGCUACAGACAACCCGAGCAACAACAGAGUUUCCAACAGCAACAGCACACAUACGAACAGCCGCAGGCUCUCCUGGUGCAAGUCCCGAGCAGCAUGAACCCUGGUCACACUCAGAUUGAACUUCCUGCGGAGGUGCUCAAGGCCCUCGGGGUCAGGAACGUCGUCCCCGGGGUCGCUGGCACCACCGAGCUCGGUCACAAUCAAGCUUCCGUCGUCAGCCAUCUCUCGAACGGACAAGGGGUAGUUGUACUGAACGAAGUGUCGAACCGACCCUACGUCCGACCUAAUCCUGAAAUGACGUAUCACCACCGAGGAUAUCACGGCCAACCGAUUCCCGUCGAUGUCUCGAAGACUCCCUACACCAAGGGUCUACCCCACGGAUUCCCGGCUCCGUCCAAGAUCCAGGUUGACGAGAAGACCCAGGUGUCCCUCUCCGGUGUCGUCCUCCCUCACCAUGGAUUGAAGACGUCGUACAAUGAGCUUCCACCCACGCAAGUGAACCUGAACGAGCCUUUGAACGUCCACAUCCCGAUCAGCCAGCUUCCUCCUCGGCCAGCUGUGAACGUUCGGAUCAAGGGACCAGACGGCAAAGUUUCAGAAGUUCUUGUUCCCCUCCACGAAAGCAACAUCAAGCGAUACCCUUCAGUUGAGAACUAUCCCAACUCGCCUGAGAAGCCGACGAAGUACCUUCCCCACUUCUACGGUGGUUCCUCGCCGGGGAAACACAUCCAACACAGCUUCGUUGAUACGCAAGAAAUGUUGGUCGGAGCAAAUUCGUCGCCGCCUGGCCGCAAACCUGGUUUCGGACAAAUUUUCGAGGGAGCAGCCUCGUCUAUGCACACUUCGUUGAUCGGCGGAUGGGGGACCAGCAUCCGUAACAUGGGGAGCCGUAUCGGAUCAAUAUUUUCAAGAAAAGCGUCGUCUAGUUAA